AUGGGGCAGUUCAGCUCUAUCCCUGUCCAGAAACUCCAGGAGAAGGUGGGCUUCUCUUUUGGUGAGGGGAGCUUCCACCUCUUCAAUUCCUGCAGGUUGAUCGGUCCUGAGCCCAAACCUGGAGACAUGAUUGAGAUGACCAGCGGUUGUUUCAAGCAUUGGGCUGUGUGUGUGGGACCUAAUUCUGUGGUCCAUUUGACUGUCGACGAGUAUGAGACUCAGGGUGUGGAAUCGAGCAUGGCAGCAAAUGUCCAGGGCACCCGAUUCAUGGUGAAAAAAGAACAUCUGGCCAAGGUGGCUGCGGGGUUCGAGUACUGGGUCAACAACAAACACGAUGGUAAGCGCCGAGUGCGAUCUCCUGAGAAUAUCGUCCAGAUGGCCUUGGCGCUGGUUGGGAAGGAGUGGCCCUACAGACUCACCCAGGUGAACAGUGAGCACUUCGCCAUAGAGCUGCGCUACGGGGAACCCAUCUGUGAGCAGAAUAGAGUCGGUCCUGAGCCCAAACCUGGAGACCUGAUUGAGAUUUCCAACGGUGGUUUAGAGCACUGGGGCGUGUAUAUGGGAGAUGAUUAUGUGGUCUCACUGGCUGGCAUUGACACUAAGAUUCUGUCUAUGGAGAAGAUCAUGGAGAUGGAUGCCCUGGACAUCAAAACCGUGGUGAAGAAGGUGUGCCUGAGAGUUUCAAUGAGAAAUUGCUUGUGGUGGAUCAAUAACAAACACGAUGGUCAGCGCCAAGUGCAGUUUCGUGAGGACAUCGUCCAAAAUGCGUUAAAACUGGUGGGGCAGGAGUUGCCCUACAGCUUCACCAAGGAGAACUGUGAGCGCUUCGUCAUGCAGCUGCGCUACGUAGACACCAUCUCCGACCAGAAUAGAGUCGGUCCUGAGCCCAAACCUGGAGACCUGAUUGAGAUUUCCAACGGUGGUUUAGAGCACUGGGGCGUGUAUAUGGGAGAUGAUUAUGUGGUCUCACUGGCUGGCAUUGAUACUAAGAUUCCGACUGUGAAAUCGACUUUGGCGGCGUCUGUCCAAGACACCCAAUCCGUGGUGAAGAAGCAGCUGCUGUCGGAGGUGGUCAUGGGGUGCAUGUACCGGGUCAAUAACAAACACGAUGGUAAGCGCCGAGUGAGAUCUCCUCAGAACAUCGUCCAAAUAGCCUCUGACCUGGUGGGGCAGGAGUGGCCCUACAGUUUCAGCGAGAAGAACUGUGAGCACUUUGCCACGGAGUUGCGCUACGGAGAACCCAUCUCCGAAGAGGGUGUUCUCAACCAUUGCCCCCGUCCACAGCAUUUUCCACACUGA
Molecule: messenger RNA, 1299 nt
Organism: Sorex fumeus (smoky shrew)
Lineage: Eukaryota; Metazoa; Chordata; Mammalia; Eulipotyphla; Soricidae
Exons: 8
Coding region: 1-1299 (432 amino acids)
Biological process (GO): N-acylphosphatidylethanolamine metabolic process
Cellular component (GO): cytoplasm
Molecular function (GO): glycerophospholipid phospholipase A1 activity; A2-type glycerophospholipase activity
Source: RefSeq, a predicted model, not a curated record